UACCUCCACCUGCAAGCAAUACACCUCCCUGCACUCGGGAGGCUAGACUAGCUAGCUUGUGUACGAGAUGGCUGCUCCAUCAGCCCCGAGCGGCGGCAGAUCAGGCGUCAUCGCUGUCCUCUUGCUUCUUGUGUUGCUGGCCGGCACCGGCACCUCGUCGGCGCAGCUGUGCACCAGCUUCUACUCCCACUCGUGUCCCGGCGUGUACGACGCCGUCAGGUCGGUGUUGCAGGCCGCCAUCGCCAGGGAGCAGCGCAUGGGCGCCUCCAUCCUCCGCCUCUUCUUCCACGACUGCUUCGUCCAGGGCUGCGACGCCUCGCUGCUGCUGGAUGACACGCCCAGUUUCCAGGGCGAGAAGAUGGCCAACCCCAACAACGGCUCCGCCAGAGGAUUCGAGGUCAUCGACGCCAUCAAGUCCGCCGUCGACAAGGUCUGUCCCGGCGUCGUCUCCUGCGCUGACAUCCUCGCCAUCGCCGCAAGAGACAGCGUCGUCAUCCUGGGUGGUCCGAGCUGGGACGUCAAGGUCGGGAGGAGGGACUCGAGGACGGCGAGCUUCAGCGGCGCCAACAACAACAUCCCGCCGCCGACGUCGGGCCUCGUCAACCUCACCUCGCUCUUCGCCGCGCAAGGCCUCUCCCAAAAGGACAUGGUCGCGCUAUCUGGAGCCCACACCAUUGGCUUAGCACGCUGCACCAACUUCAGAGCCCACAUAUACAAUGACACCAACAUCGACGGCAGCUUCGCAAGAUCAAGGCAAUCGGUUUGCCCUAGGACCUCAGGUUCAGGUGACAAUAAUUUGGCGCCUCUAGACCUUCAAACCCCAACUGUCUUUGAGAACAACUACUACAAGAACCUUGUUUACAAGAAGGGGAUUCUACACUCUGACCAAGAGCUCUUCAAUGGUGGAUCAACCGAUGCGCAAGUCCAAUCAUACGUUAGUAGCCAGAGCGCGUUCUUUGCGGACUUUGUGACUGGCAUGAUCAAAAUGGGUGACAUCAUGCCAUUGACCGGCUCCAACGGGGAGAUCAGGAAGAACUGCAGAAGGAUUAAUUAAGAGGCAGUGCACACUAGCUAUCUAUAUCUGUUGAGGAUUUUCAACAACGUCCUACUUUAUUUCAAGUUUGUAAUCCUUCCAUUUUUUACAAAACUAUGAAGUCAUUAUUAUGGUGUACUAAUUUGUUGAGCUUAUGUAUGUUUGUUUAAAUAAGUAGUGAUAUAUCAUUUGUUUUGUAUACAACCUU
Sorghum bicolor (sorghum) is the source of this 1241-nucleotide messenger RNA. RefSeq names its product peroxidase 4. Gene Ontology annotation, molecular function: peroxidase activity; heme binding. Lineage: Eukaryota; Viridiplantae; Streptophyta; Magnoliopsida; Poales; Poaceae. The transcript is spliced from 3 exons. Bases 68 to 1054 code for a protein of 328 amino acids. Gene Ontology annotation, biological process: hydrogen peroxide catabolic process; response to oxidative stress. The record is from RefSeq and is a predicted model, not a curated record.